This is a messenger RNA of Mercurialis annua (annual mercury), 1085 nucleotides long. RefSeq lists its product as uncharacterized. Gene Ontology annotation, molecular function: protein-folding chaperone binding; Hsp90 protein binding. The record is from RefSeq and is a predicted model, not a curated record. Lineage: Eukaryota; Viridiplantae; Streptophyta; Magnoliopsida; Malpighiales; Euphorbiaceae. The coding region runs from base 127 to 828 and encodes 233 amino acids. Gene Ontology annotation, cellular component: cytosol; nucleus. The transcript is spliced from 6 exons. Gene Ontology annotation, biological process: chaperone-mediated protein complex assembly; protein folding.
CAGAAACUACUAGAAAUAAAAGCUACGACGCUGUUCACGCUUUAGUCUCUAUAAACUCACACCUCUUCUCUUCUAGGGUUUUGAAACAUUUUUACUUUUAACACAAAUUUAAAACAACAACAAAAAAUGAGUCGUCAUCCUGAAGUGAAGUGGGCUCAGAGGCUGGACAAAGUUUUUCUUACAGUGCAGUUGCCUGAUGCAAAGAAUGCUAAGGUGAAUCUUGAGCCAGAGGGUGUGUUUACAUUCUCCGCCAGUGCUGGCACUGAUAACAGCACUUAUGAUAUAAAGUUGGAGCUUCAUGAUAAGGUUAAUGUAGAGGAAAGCAAAAUUAAUUAUGGGGUUAGGAGCAUAUUCUGCAUCUUGGAGAAGGCAGAGGAAGGAUGGUGGAAGAAGCUAUUGCGUGGAGAUGGCAAGCCUCCACAUUAUGUUAAAGUAGAUUGGGACAAAUGGGUUGAUGAAGAUGAAGAUGAAGGUCCUGGCGCUGGUGGUGCUGGUGGCAUGGAUAUGGGAGGAAUGGAUUUCUCAAAUUUUAACAUGGGAGACAUGGGAGGCAUGGGAGGCAUGGGUGGAAUGGGAGGAAUGGGAGGCAUGGGUGGAAUGGGAGGCAUGGGAGGAAUGGGAGGUUUGGGAGGCAUGGCAGGUUUGGAGGGCUUGGGAGGCAUGGGUGGCAUGGGAGGCUUGGGUGGUGAUGAUGGUAUGGGUGAAUUUGAUGACAGUGAUGAUGAAGGUCAAGAAGUGGCGAAGCCAGAGAGCACAGAGGGAGCUGCAAAGCUGGAAGAACCCAGCACUGAUACAGAAGCGAAAAAGGAAGCUGCACCAAGCACAUGAUGGUGUUAGCCGAAGAGUUAGUUUUCGAUAUUUAUAACAAAAGUAGGUGAGUGUCUUUUUCUUAGCCGAGUGGAGUUAGUACUUGCCUGUAACCUUUCAUGCUGGCAAUUGUUUAGUUUCUGAACUAUAUAGACAGCUAAAGAUCCUCCUUAACUUGGAUUAUAUGUUGUACUCUUUCUCGCUGGAUGAUAUAUUUGAACUAGAUGCCAAUGUCAUUGUUUUUCACUCUCAAAUCUUACUGGUGAGAGUGCUACAAA